Molecule: messenger RNA, 1089 nt
Organism: Lingula anatina
Lineage: Eukaryota; Metazoa; Brachiopoda; Lingulata; Lingulida; Lingulidae
Product: ragulator complex protein LAMTOR4
Biological process (GO): cellular response to amino acid stimulus; positive regulation of TOR signaling
Cellular component (GO): lysosome; Ragulator complex
Molecular function (GO): guanyl-nucleotide exchange factor activity
Source: RefSeq, a predicted model, not a curated record
CGAUAUUAUUGUGCAUGUGACUUUGCUUGGCCACUUCCGGGAGGUUUGUUUUGGUUUUGUACUCCGUGAAGCUGCAUUUACCGGUAUCAACACUAUCUCAGCCAUGCAGAACCUAGAGCGAAUUCCCGACUCUCUAGGAUAUCUAGUUAUAAGUGAGGACAAAGCAGUAGUUAGUUCUGGUGGUGAAUUAGAGAAUGAUGAAAAGACAGCAGCAUUGGUCUAUAAUCUUGUACAGAAAGCUUACAGGAUUCCAGUGAUGGGAGACAAAAGAGAUGGAUUUAAAAAAUUAACAAUAAACUGGGAUUCCUUCUUCUAUGCAAUAACUGUGUCUAAUAACAGGAUAUAUGUCUGUAAAAGACAGUACAACCCACAGGAACCCAUGGUUGCAUAGCAGUGACAAUAACGGUAGCAGUUACGAAAGGCACAAUAAUAACAAUAGCAUACUAUGAUGUGGAUUUUUGUCAGGAUACAAUGGCAGUGAACUGACAGUAAUAGAAGAUAUUAUAUAAACAACCAAUUCACAUAAGAUCAUUCAUGGUGACAGCAGAAAUGAGAUUAAAAGUGGAGAUGGUUGAAGAAAAUAAACAAAUUACAAUUAUUAUGAUGAAUAUGUGCUGAUAUGGCAAAACAUUCUCAAAACCAAUUGCCAAAUUUAUACUAAUAAUUAUAGUGAUACAGUGAGUUUCUGCAUUGUAGCUUUUACAUAGAUAUAAUAUCAACAAUCUGUGGUAUAAACACUGGCCCCUAACAAGAUGCCAGUAGGAUUGGAAUCCAACCAUAGAGAUUUUGUUAAUAUGUCCAGUAUCUGGCCACAAACUCCAUUUUGGAUCCUUAGGCCCUGGUAGCUGGCAGGGUCAGAAGGCUGAACAUUUUUGGCACUGACUGUAAAAUAAUGCUAUCUUUGAGUACAUUUUUUGAAGUACUUUUUCUAAUACCAGAACACCAACAGAAGACUGGAUAAAUGUAGACAGUGAAACUGAGGAUAUGCCUGGCAGCCAAAUUCAACAUACGUCAUGAAUUGUAACCAGUUCAUGGUAAAUGUCUGGUAAAUUGGAAUGAAAAUGAAUAAAACUAAGUUUUAUUUUUGAA